CCGCUCCCCCCUCCCCCCGAGCGCCGCUCCGGCCGCACCGCGCUCGCUCAGAGCUCCGGGCUCCUCCUAAGCUAGCGCUGCCGCCGUCUCCCUUUAGCCGCCAUCAUGAUCAUCUACCGGGACCUCAUCAGCCAUGAUGAGAUGUUCUCCGACAUCUACAAGAUCCGGGAGAUCGCAGACGGGCUGUGCCUGGAAGUGGAGGGGAAGAUGGUCAGUAGGACCGAAGGUAACAUCGAUGACUCCCUGAUUGGUGGUAACGCCUCAGCUGAAGGCCCCGAUGGCGAUGCAGCAGAAAACACCGUGGUCACUGGUGUUGAUAUUGUCAUGAACCAUCACUUGCAGGAAACCAGCUUCACAAAAGAAGCCUACAAGAAGUACAUCAAAGACUACAUGAAAUCAAUCAAAGGCAAACUUGAAGAACAGAAACCAGAAAGAGUAAAGCCUUUUAUGACAGGGGCUGCAGAACAAAUCAAGAACAUCCUUGCAAAUUUCAAAAACUACCAGUUCUUCAUUGGUGAGAACAUGAAUCCAGAUGGCAUGGUUGCGCUGCUGGACUACCGUGAAGAUGGUGUGACCCCAUAUAUGAUCUUCUUUAAGGAUGGCUUAGAGAUGGAAAAAUGUUAACACAGUGGGCAACUCACGACCAAUGCCUCUCAACCUAACCGGCUGCUGUUCAUCCACACGACACCAGGACUUAGACAAACGGAACUGAUGUCAUUGUGAGCUCUUCAUUUACUUUUGACCUUGAUUUGUUUGGAGCGGAGGCUUUUUUUUUUUUUUUUAAAGGAAAAAAACCAUGUCGUGUAGGUUGUCUAAAAAUAAAAUACAUUUAAACUCACUUGAGAAUGCCUCCUGGUUGACUAUCAGUAAACUGACUUCACCUUGUAGCGCUCCUGGAGAAGCCAGAGCCACAUAUAGACCGGCCGCUGCAGUGUGAGGCUGUCUCUAGAGGCCUGCUACAGCCAAACUGCAGGGAUCCGAAUAGAGACAAGAAUCCAAAGGCUUAAUUUUGAGUUUAAAUAAAGGGAGUGACCAUGUUUUUAGCGGUGCCAGCAUCUGAAGUGGAUCCUUAAGCAUUUCAUCACCUAAAAAUGGAAGAGAUUAUCAAAAGAAUAAAGAGACUAAUACAA
Molecule: messenger RNA, 1130 nt
Organism: Echinops telfairi (small Madagascar hedgehog)
Lineage: Eukaryota; Metazoa; Chordata; Mammalia; Afrosoricida; Tenrecidae
Gene: TPT1
Product: tumor protein, translationally-controlled 1
Exons: 1
Coding region: 106-624 (172 amino acids)
Cellular component (GO): cytoplasm
Molecular function (GO): calcium ion binding
Source: RefSeq, a predicted model, not a curated record